UGAGUUUAACCAGUAAUGCCAUUCAGUUGCCAAUAUCAAGGAAAGCAAACAUAAGCCAGUUUUGAUCUGCUUUUUAAGAAGAGUGUAGUGCUUUUCACCGUGCCUGACGGAGCUGCAUCAGAAGGUGAGAUCUCUACUCACAGAAUCCAGAGGACUCAUCAUGAAGUUAUAUGUGUUUCUGGUCAACACCGGAACUACUCUAACAUUUGACACCGAACUUACAGUGCAGACUGUGGCAGACCUGAAACAUGCCAUUCAAAGCAAAUACAAGAUUGCUAUUCAGCACCAGGUGCUGGUGGUCAAUGGAGGAGAGUGCAUGGCCGCAGACCGACGAGUGUGCACCUACAGUGCCGGGACGGACACAAAUCCAAUUUUUCUUUUUAACAAAGAAAUGAUCUUAUGUGAUCGUGCUCCUGCUAUUCCUAAAACUACGUUUUCAACAGAAAAUGAUAUGGAAAUAAAAGUUGAAGAAUCUCUGAUGAUGCCUGCAGUUUUUCAUACUGUUGCUUCAAGAACACAACUCGCUGUGGAAAUGUAUGAAGUUGCCAAGAAGCUCUGCUCUUUUUGUGAAGGCCUUGUCCAUGACGAGCACCUUCAGCACCAAGGCUGGGCCGCAAUCAUGGCCAAUCUGGAGGACUGCUCAAAUUCAUACCAAAAGCUACUUUUCAAGUUUGAAAGUAUUUAUUCAAAUUAUCUGCAGUCCAUAGAAGACAUCAAGUUAAAACUUACUCAUUUAGGAACUGCGGUUUCGGUAAUGGCCAAGAUUCCGUUGUUGGAGUGCCUGACCAGACAUAGUUACAGGGAAUGUUUGGGAAGACUAGACUCUUUAAAUGAACACGAAGGCUCCGAAAAGGCUGAGAUGACACGAUCCGCUGAACUGGUGCUUUCUCCUGACAUGCCGAGAGCAACUGCUACAUCCUUGUUACCCUCAUUUCACAAAUCAGUGGAACAUGUAGCCCCAGAUGGCACAGAUGCUGAGAGUGGCAAAGAAAUUAGAGAGUCUUGUCCAAGUACUGUACCACAGGAUGAAACUCCGGUAGAUGCUAAAGACAGCGACCUGCCUUUUUUUAACGUUUCUUUGUUAGACUGGAUCAAUGUUCAGGAUAGACCUAAUGAUGUGGAAUCUCUGGUCAGAAAAUGCUUUGAUUCCAUGAGCAGGCUGGAUCCAAAGAUUAUCAGACCGUUUAUAGUAGAAUGCCAUCAAACUAUUGCCAAGCUUGAUAAUCAGAACAUGAAAGCCAUCAAAGGUCUCGAGGACCGGCUCUACGCGCUGGACCAGAUGAUCGCCAGCUGCGGCCGGCUGGUGAAUGAGCAGAAAGAACUGGCGCAGGGGUUCUUGGCUAAUCAGAUGAGAGCGGAAAACCUGAAGGAUGCGUCCGUACUGCCUGACCUGUGCCUGAGUCACGCGAACCAGUUGAUGAUCAUGUUGCAGAAUCACAGGAAGCUGCUGGACAUUAAGCAGAAGUGCACCACUGCCAAGCAGGAGCUAGCGAACAACCUGCACGUCAGGCUGAAGUGGUGUUGCUUUGUGAUGCUUCACGCAGAUCAGGACGGAGAAAAGUUGCAGGCUCUGCUGCGCCUCGUGACGGAGCUGUUGGAGAGAGUCAGGAUUGUGGAAGCGCUCAGCACCGUUCCCCAGAUGUAUUGCCUGGCUGUUGUGGAAGUCGUAAGGAGAAGAAUGUUCAUUAAACACUACAGGGAGUGGGCUGGUGCUUUAGUCAAAGAUGGAAAGAGACUGUAUGAAGCUGAAAAGUCCAAGAGGGAGUCCUUCGGGAAAGUGUUUAGGAAGUCUUUCUUAAGAAACCGUCUGUUCCGGGGACUGGACUCCUGGCCGCCCUCCUUUUGUACUCAGAAGCCUCGAAAGUUUGACUGUGAACUUCCAGAUAUUUCAUUGAAAGAUUUACAGUUUCUGCAAUCAUUUUGUCCGUCUGAAGUUCAACCAUUCCUCAGGGUUCCCCUACUUUGUGACUUUGAACCUCUACACCAGCAUGUACUUGCCCUACAUAAUUUGGUAAAAGCAGCACAAAGUUUGGAUGAAAUGUCACAGACCAUUACAGAUCUUUUGAAUGAACAAAAGGCAUCCGUGAGUCACGCGUCCCCGCAGUCAGCCUCUUCCCCGCGGACAGAAAGUGCAGCAGGAAUUACAACAACUACCUCACCAAGAACUCCCCCUCCACUCGCUGUCCAGGAUCCCUUGUGUCCUGCAGUGUGUCCCUUAGAAGAAUUAUCUCCAGAUAGCAUCGAUGCACAUACGUUUGAUUUUGAAACCAUACCCCAUCCCAACGUUGAACAGACUAUUCACCAAGUUUCUUUAGACUUAGAUUCAUUAGCGGAAAGUCCUGAGUCAGACUUUAUGUCUGCUGUGAAUGAAUUUGUGAUAGAAGAGAAUUUAUCUUCGCCUAACGCUAUAAGUGAUCCCCAGAGUCCAGAAAUGAUGGUGGAAUCACUGUACUCAUCAGUCAUCAACGCGAUAGAUAGCAGACGCAUGCAGGGCACAAGUACAGGCGGGAAGGACGAUUUGGGAGAUCAUGCUUCUCUGAAUUUCCAGUUGGAGAAAUGUAGAGUUGUCGCCCAAGAUUCUCAUUUUAGUAUACAAACCAUUAAGAAUGAUCUUUGCCACUUCAAAACAUUUGUACAAAAAGAACAGUGUGACUUCUCAAAUUCUUUAAAAUGUACAGCAGUAGAAAUAAGGAACAUCAUUGAAAAAGUAAAAUGUUCCCUGGAAAUAACACUAAAAGAAAAGCAUCAAAAAGAACUGCAUUCUUUAAAAAGUGAAUACGAAGGUAAAAUCAAUGCAUUAAUAAAGGAGAGUGAAGAAAAUGAAAGCAAAAUUAAAAAAUUGAAAGGAGACUUGGAGUACCUUGAGGAGGUUUUACAAAAUAAAGAUAAUGAAUUUGCUUUGGUUAAACAUGAAAAAGAAGCUGUUAUGUGCCUGCAGAAUGAAAAGGACCAGAAGUUGCUGGAGAUGGAAGGUAUCAUGCACACUCAGACUUGCACAAUUAAUGAGCUGAAGCGGUCGCGAGAGGCCGUGUUGGAAGACCUGAAGAAGCUUCAUGCUGAAAGUGAUGAGAAGAUGGAGGCACUGAGGGCAGAGCUUCAGGGCCUGGAGCAGAGCCACCUGAAGGAUUUGGAGGACACGCUGCACGGCAGGCACACACAGGAGUUUGAGAAAGCUAUCCGCGACCACAAGAUUUCUUUGGAGAAAUUAAAACAGGAAAAUCAACAGAGAAUUGAUCAGUUGCAAGAGUCUCACACCGCCGCUAUCCAUGAAAAAGAACAGCAGCUGCAAGAGUUAAAGCUUAAGGUUUCUGAUUUGUCAGACAUGAGGUGUAAGUUAGAGGUUGAACUUGCAUUGAAGGAAGCAGAAACUGAUGAAAUAAAAAUGUUGCUGGAAGAAAGCAGAAUGCAGCAGAAAGAAACACUGAAAUCUCUUCUUGACAAAGAAACAGAAAACUUGCGAGCCGAGAUAAGUCAGCUAAACCAAAAGAUUCGCGAUAAUAGCAACAAUUACCAGGUGGGCUUAGCAGAGCUAAGAACUUUAAUGACAAUUGAAAAAGAUCAGUGCAUUUCAGAGUUAAUUAGUAGACAUGAAGAAGAAUCUAAUGUACUUAAAGCUGAAUUAGACAAAGUAACAUCUUUGCACCAACAAGCGUUUGAAAUAGAAAAAAGCCUAAAAGAACAAGUGGUUGAACUGCAGAAUAAAUUGGAUUCAGGGUUAUGUGCUCUUGAGAAACAGAAAGAUGAAAAAAUCACUGAGCAAGAAGAAAAAUAUGAAGCAGUUAUACAGAACCUUGAGAGAGACAAGGAGAAAUUGGUUAUAGGCCAUGAACAAGAGAGAGAACAGUUAAUUCAGAAGCUCAGUUGCGAAAAACAUGAAGCUAUUCAGAUUGCCCUGAAAGAAUUUAAAUUGGAGAGAGAAGUUGUUGAGAAAGAGUUAUUAGAAAAAAUUAAACAUCUUGAAAAUCAAAUAGCAAAAAGUCCUGUCAUUGAAUCUACUAGAGAAGAUUCUUCAAGCUUAGUUGCUGAACUUCAAGAAAAGCUUCAGGAAGAAAAAGCUAAGUUUCUGGAACAACUUGAAGAGCAAGAGAAGAGGAAGAACGAGGAAGUGCAGAGUGUGCGGACAUCUCUGAUCGCCGAGCAGCAGACCAACUUUAAUACUGUUUUAACCAGAGAGAAAAUGAGAAAAGAAAACAUAAUAAAUGAUCUCAGUGAUAAGUUGAAAAGCACAAUGCAACAACAAGAACGGGAUAAAGAUUUAAUAGAGUCACUGUCUGAAGAUAGAGCUCGUUUGCUGGAGGAAAAGAAAAAGCUGGAAGAAGAAGUCAGCAAGCUGCGUGGCGGCACUUUGGCUCCUGUCCCCUACGGAACUGCAGCCCCAGAGCUCUAUGGAGCCUGUGCCCCGGAGUCCCCAGGCGAAGCCGACCGGUCUGCCUUGGAGACGACAGAGGAAGGCCGGGUGGACUCGGCCUUGGAGACGAGCACGAUGUCCGUCCAGGAAAACGUCCAUAUGCUUUCUGAAGAAAAACAAAGAAUAAUGCUCUUAGAAAGAACAUUGCAGUUGAAAGAAGAAGAGAACAAGCGGUUAAAUCAAAGACUGUCCUUAGUGAGACGCUGCAUUGUGUAAGCUAGUGUUUGGAAGCAAGUGGAGCAGAUGCAGAGCCUGAACAUUAGAUUCAAUAAAAAUAAACACUUGUCUCUCUGUCCUUGGUCUGUGUCUGCGCGUUGGGCCCCCUUUACUAGUGAGCGAUAAGCACUCUUGUGGCCGCCCCCGAGGACUCCAGAAUGGUACAGUGGCGUGGCACAGUGCAGGUGCCACAGUCUGAGCAGGGCAGCAGUCCCACCGUGCUGUGGCGACUGCGAAUCAGAAAGUGGGUUCCCAGUGGAGCUGUCCUCACUCUUGGCGGAAGGGUAACCUCGUGUAAGCAUUGUGGAAAGCGGUGUGGACAUUCCCCAGGAAACUCAAAGGAGAAAUCCCACCCAGCUUAGCUAUUCCCCUCCUAGGUGUCCACCCAAGAGCUAAAGGCACACCACACUGGAAUACACAGGUGCCCCACCGUGUGGGAUUCAGUGCCUCCUUAGAUAGUAGGGGCUCAGAAACAUGUUCAGGAGCUGCCUCAAAGAAGAGAAGGGGGAGGUCCCGCCCCGAGCUUCUGCCCCAGCUUGUAUCCGCCGGCCCAGCGCUGUUGGGAGGCCUGUGAAGGUGGUGCUGCUUGGUGCUGGUGUUUGUCUACACAAAUUUAAAAACCAGGGUUCCAGAACUUUCAGAUUCUGACUCUGAAGAUUUGGGGCUCUUACUGUAUGAUAUAAAAUACAAUGUUGCUAAAAUCAGAGUUUACUUCACCAGAUUUGAUAAAAUAAGUAACACAAAAAAUACAGGUAACAAUACAAUGAAGUUAACUGAAAAGAAAUGAAUUGUAUGCUGCAUUAGUGUGCUGCAUUAGUUUGGACUCUUCAAAUGGGACACAGCAGACGUGAGUGGAACGCUCUUGCAGUGAGUACAUUUAAAGGUCUAAAUGUGUAGGGU
Molecule: messenger RNA, 5524 nt
Organism: Octodon degus (degu)
Lineage: Eukaryota; Metazoa; Chordata; Mammalia; Rodentia; Octodontidae
Gene: Rb1cc1
Product: RB1 inducible coiled-coil 1
Exons: 20
Coding region: 161-4624 (1487 amino acids)
Biological process (GO): piecemeal microautophagy of the nucleus; positive regulation of protein phosphorylation; autophagy of peroxisome
Cellular component (GO): extrinsic component of membrane; phagophore assembly site membrane; Atg1/ULK1 kinase complex
Molecular function (GO): molecular adaptor activity; protein kinase binding
Source: RefSeq, a predicted model, not a curated record